UUGAGUGAAAAGCAGGCAGAAGAAGAUCAGACACGCACGCCGAAAGUUGCUGCGUCUCAUAUGUGAUUCCUCUUCGACGAGUGUUGAUUGAAAUUUUCUUUCUGCCAUUUAGCAGAAAAGAUUUGAGAAGUGAACGGUUUUUAAAAAGAUUCAAAACGGCGUCUAAAACAGAUAUGAGUAGCUACGGUCGGCCUCCGCCAAGGAUCGACGGGAUGAUUUCGCUCAAGGUUGAUAAUUUGACCUAUCGGACAACUCCGGACGAUUUGCGGCGCGUGUUCGAACGUUGCGGUGAAGUAGGUGACAUCUACAUUCCUCGUGACCGCCAUACGCGCGAAAGCCGUGGUUUUGCAUUUGUCAGAUUCUUCGACAAACGUGACGCCCAAGAUGCUCUGGACGCCAUGGACGGACGCAUGUUGGAUGGCAGGGAGUUGCGUGUCCAGAUGGCUCGCUAUGGCCGGCCAACUUCGCCCCAGCGUGGAGGUGGCGGCGGCGGUGGUCGACGAUAUGGUGGAGGACGCGAACGGGGUCGUUCCCGUGAUCGCCAUCGUCGUCGUUCCCGCUCGCCAGAUCGUCCCCGUGGUGGAGUCCGUCGGUCAUACUCCCGAUCACGAUCACGCUCCCGGGACCGAUCCCGUUCCGGAAGCAAAUCAUCCCGUGGUAAGGAGUCCAGAUCCCGCAGCCCCCUGGAUCGGGCCACACAUUACUAAGGCCCUACAAUUUCUACGGGCCCCCCGAUUGCAGAAAGUUAGGACCGUAAAAUAUGAUCCAGCCAAAACAAACGCAGCGAAAACAUUAUAUAACCCGUUUAGAGUGAACGUAUGCGUUUAAUUAACGUAAUUUUACUACUCUCAGCGACAAAACUUAUUUAAAACCAAACAAACCAGAAUGCAGACGACAAACAAAUGGUGUGGAUUGAUUUAUAGUAAGUGCGAAAAGAAGGGCAGCAACCGGAAGGAACUACGAUGAUUGUGACGACAACGACUAUGGGAAACCACUCAUAAAGUCAGCAGAUAAGACCCUAUCUCCCACCACAACAAUCUUCGCCUAUUCCGAACAAACUUGACACGGAAACCCAACAUCAUCGACGGUAUCUCCCGGAAGCCCUACUCUUGAAUGCAACAAAUACAUUACUUCAACAGACGGUAAGUCUGAAUGGAUUAACUUUUGAAAAUGAAAAUUUUUCUCACCUAAUUAUCGGACACAAAUUUAAUUUUACUUCAUUAAAACAAUUUUAAUUAUAAGCCACAAUGCAUAUAAAAAAGAAUGAAAUAAAUGGUAAUACAAUUCCCCUUACGUCUUAGUCGCCAGAAACAA
This is a messenger RNA of Ochlerotatus camptorhynchus, 1314 nucleotides long. It is a transcript of the gene SC35, whose product is annotated as SR family splicing factor SC35. The record is from RefSeq and is a predicted model, not a curated record. NCBI's taxonomy places the organism in Eukaryota, Metazoa, Arthropoda, Insecta, Diptera, Culicidae. The coding region runs from base 174 to 707 and encodes 177 amino acids. The transcript has 5 exons. Gene Ontology annotation, cellular component: spliceosomal complex. Gene Ontology annotation, molecular function: RNA binding. Gene Ontology annotation, biological process: positive regulation of mRNA splicing, via spliceosome.